AUGCUGCAGAGGAUUACGCGGAACUUUGCAGCAGAGGGAAUUCGGAGAAGCAGAAGGUCGUUCGGGCAGCUGGGGAGGCUGCACGAGCUGAGGCUCCACGCCUGCUACGGACUCGAGCUGCCCGCGUUUUUUGCAAAUCUCUCCUCACUGAAAACCCUAGCCAUCUAUGGGGGAACGUCGCUCAUCUCCCUGCCGCCCAAUUUCGAGCAGCUCCCGCAGCUCCGCUGCCUGGAGCUCUUCAACUGCGCCAUGCCGAGCCUGCCAGAGAGGUUCGGGCAGCUGCCAAAGCUGGAGGCUCUCAUGGUGGGGAGCAGGGAGAGUUACACAAGGGACGGCGCGGAUCAAGGGCAGCCCUCCUCAUCUGCUUGCCCUGCGGCGCUCUCAGCGGCCAGACUGAAUGAGCCGCUGAUGGGGCGCUGCCUGCUGCGCAGCUUGCCCCCGUCCGUCUCUUCCCUCACGGGCCUGCAGCAGCUGGUGAUGGACGGGUGUGACGCGCUAGAGAGCUUGCCAGAGGGGUUGGGACGGCUGGCUGGGCUGCAAGUGCUGCACGUCAAGAACUGUGCACAGCUAAGCUGCUUCCCCUCCCUCCUGCCCGCUCCUCCUCCCACCACCUCCACCUCUGCGCCUGGGGGGCGUUCAUCCGCCGCUGCCCCUGCUGCCUCUGCUGCCCCUGCUGCCCCUGCUGCUUCUGCUGCCGCUGGGCCUGCUCCUCAUUCUCGGACUCGUCCCUUAGCGCGCCCUGCUGCUUGCUCCACUCCGCUCCCAAUGCUUCACAGCCUGGAGAUCUCCAACUGCCCGACUCUAACAAGCCUUCCACGCGGCCUCGAUGCUCUGCCGCGGCUGGAGCAAUUCACCCUGGAAAAGUGCGACCAGCUGGAAUUUGCGGAUGACUUCUUAGAAUGCCCCUCCUCCACCUCACUUGCUGCACCCAUCGCCCUCCCCCCCUCCGUCACCUCUGUCUCUCUGCUUGACGUCUUCCCAGAAGCGUGCUACCUGCCGGACUCAUUCCUCACCCUCUCACGCCUCACCCAUCUCAGCCUGCACGAGCUCGUCUCUCUCGACGCACUCUUCGCCCCGGCUGCUACUGGCCUCGGCAUGCCAGGCACCCGAACUCAUCCACUUCUCGGCUUCUCGCUUGAUCCUCGACCUGGUCAGCCAGCCAGAUUGGCGCUGCUCUCGUCGCUGCAGCACCUCGCAAUCGUGGAAUCCACCCUGCCAUCGCUGCCUAGCAACCUCAACGACCUCUCAAGCCUCAAGGUGCUCAUUCUCGAAAAAUGUCGCUACAUGCCCUCCCUCCCCGCGUCCCUACCCCACCUUUCCAACCUUGAAAAACUCGUCCUGAAAACCCUCCCGCGCCUGGCGCGCCUGCCCAAGAAUCUCGGGCAGCUGAAGGCCCUGAAGGAGCUCACGGUGGAGUCGUGUGACGCGCUGGUGGGGCUGCCCGCGUCCAUGGGCCUGCUCUCCUCCCUCGUCCCCCUCUCCGUCACCGACUGCAACAAGUUCGCCUCUCUCCCCACCUCCAUCGGCUCCCUCCCCCGCCUCGCCUCCCUCAAGCUCAACUGUCUCCCCCGCCUGCGCCGCCUGCCUGACACUCUCUCCCUCCUCCCUGCCCUCAUGAUCCUCUCACUGGAAGACUAUGAGCAGCUGCAAGCGCUGCCGGAGGGGCUGGCGGGUGUGGGCAGGUUGAGGGAGGUGAAUGUGGCGGGGUGCUGCAAGCUCAAGCAUGUGCCCCAAUCGCUGCUGGCGAGGCAGCACGUUAUCGACCUGCAGGGCCUUCGGUAA
Molecule: messenger RNA, 1782 nt
Organism: Closterium sp. Naga37s-1
Lineage: Eukaryota; Viridiplantae; Streptophyta; Zygnematophyceae; Desmidiales; Closteriaceae
Source: the annotation of a GenBank genome assembly